Molecule: messenger RNA, 1104 nt
Organism: Aegilops tauschii subsp. strangulata
Lineage: Eukaryota; Viridiplantae; Streptophyta; Magnoliopsida; Poales; Poaceae
Source: RefSeq, a predicted model, not a curated record
AUGGCGGCGCUCUCGUGGCGGCGCUCUGCCGACGCUCGUCGGUCCCUGCGGCUGGAAUUGGCCCCUCCUUGCUCGGCUCCGGCCGCUGCAGUGCGUGGGGGCCCAAAAUUCCGCGCUUUCCGGCCGGUCCCGGCCGUGCCGUGCUCUCCGUCGGCGCCGGCGGCGCUGCGGUCGCGGGUGCAAACCCUUCCUUCCCCCCACGCGCCCCCGUGUGGUGGGCUGGGCCGACGUGGGCCUUGUGGGCCGGCCACGUCGGGGGGGCUCAUUCCCUCUCCCUGGCCUUCCUUGGUUGGGCCAGCCCAAGCUGGGCCGAGCGGGUCUCUCCCCUCCCUCGGCCCAACCCAGCUCCCCUCCUUAGGGUUCUCGCAGGACGCUGGCUCCCCAUCCCAGCCCCGUCCCACAUCCCCCUCGCCGCCACCCCACCUCUCCCUCGCGCCCUCCCCCGCAUCGCUCUCCCCGCCGACCGCCUCUUGUGCUCCCUCCCUCGCCCCCAUCUGCCAGCCCCUCAUGGCCCGCGAUGCCGGUGACGGCGAGCUACGCCCAAAGCGCCGUGCGCCGGGCCGCGAUGUGGCCCCUCGGCCGUCACCGGAUGGCUCGCGUCGGGAGGCUGAGCUUCGGGAGGCUUUGGUGCGCGGCAAGGAGGCAGCGCCGUCCGAGGGUUCUGACUGGCGCACGGCCCACCCCCGGGAGCGCUCCCCCUCUUCGUGGCGUGGCCGCGGCCGGGAUCGGGAUCGUCCGUCUCCCCGUCGAUCCCGGUCGCCACCCCGGUCGGGUCGUUCUGAGGCCUCCCCGCCCCGGCGCUACGACCCUCCCCGCCGCCAGGCCCAGUUCCCUCCGGCCCGCCCCAACAAUGGCAACAACCACAAUGGUCGUGGAGCGUUCGCUAAGAAGAAGAAGAAGCGUGGAGCGCAAUCUCAGCUGGGUGGUCCGGCCUCCUCAGUCACCCACCCGCCCGUUCCGGCCGUCCCCCCGCCUGCUGUGUCGGCUGCUACGUGCUUCAACUGCGGGGUGACUGGGCACUGCCAGGUCGACUGUACUCAGCCCCUGGCCUGCUUCCGCUGCUCGAGUACUGAUCAUCCCGCCGUGCUCUGCCCCGACCUCUAG